GCAUCGCAUUCACAAGAUGAUCAAUUUUAAAGUUUCUUCACAACAUUUUAGUACCAAUUAAGGAUUUCACAAUGCAUAUCUUAUACUCCUAUAAUUCAUUUUUCCAACUUCCUUAUUUUUUUUUUAUGCCCACAUCAAAAUUUAUAAUUAAUUAUUUCUACCCAUCAUAAUUUUCUUUUUUUCUAUAAAUACUACAAGAAAUUAUAACGGGCUUUCAAAUGUAGAUUGGGCCCUUGAAUUCCAAGGUCGGCCCAAAUGGAAACGACGCCACCAACCAUUUUCGCCCAUCGCUUCUCAUGCUCUCUCUCUCUCUCUCUCUCGGAUACUGACAUCAUCAUCAAUGGCUACUUCACUGGCUGUCAUGGCAGCCCGCAGGGCUGCAAACACUACUCGUCUCGCACAUACGACCUCAUCAUCUAUUCGACCUGCUUCUCUGAUUCCGCGUCGGAGACCCUCUGGUACUAUUUCUUCAAUUCGAUGUUACCGUUCCUUUCUUCGUUUCGACGAAUAUGUGGCUACGGAUAAUUGUGGUUUCGUUUUUAGAUUCCCUCCACGGGACGCCGAAGGUCAAUAUCUGUCCAGGUUCGUUAAUUCCAUCCAGAUGGAAUACACAGCAUGUGAGUAUUAUAAUAUUGAUCCUUUGAUGUUUAAGGAUUGUUUGGAUUCUCUGCUCUGUUGUUCUAACCAAACGAAAUGAAUACCUAAUUAAGAAAAUUUGAAGGAUAAGAAAGCAGUCAUUUUGGUUUGCAAGAAUUUUGGAUUGAACUGGACUAUUGGGAGAGAGUCAUUUUCAUUCUAUGUGCUUCUACAAUUUACUCUGCACUUAUUAGAUUAUUGGUGCUAAAUGGUGUCUCCUCAAAUCACAUGUAGGCUCUGGCUACUCUUUCUGCAAAACCUUUGCACUUGACACUUUUUUCAUUAAAAGGUGACUGAGAAUUCGAACCUAUAAUCACAUUAAAUGACCAAUACAACAAACUCAAGAUUAGACUGGGGAGGGAUCAAAGGUUAUUUUGCCUGAUCUCAUUCGGCAGGCCAGUAUGCAGUUUCUAUGCCUACCUCUGCAAUCUGCAUGGCACUUUGUAGCAUGGAGAAAUUAGCUCGUGAAUGGCCAUUAUAUUGAUUUUCUGUUGCACCAUAGAAUGAAAAUAUGGAGCAAGUGUUAUGUUGCUGCAAAGUUUACAUAUCUGAAAGCAGAAACAAGGCAGCUUUGGACGCCAUAGAAAUGGCGGCAAAAUUGUAUCCAGAAGCCCCCAUAGUCAACAAGUUUGAGGAUGUACCGUACAACAGAGUUGGGUACACAUUGGUCUCGAAGAUGGGCCCAGACCCUAAUUCAACAUCACCACUGAAGAAUGCUGUUUUCAAAAUGGUUGAGGCUGCUUUUCAGGAGAUUGAUCUUGGGAGGCACUGUGGGAGUCAUCCCAGGCUUGGUGUCGUUGACCACAUCUGUUUCCAUCCCUUGCUUGGGGUUUCUUUGGAUCAUGUUGCAGGGAUUGCAAAGUCUUUGGCUGCUGAUGUUGGCUCAAGGCUUCAAGUUGCAACCUUCUUAUAUGGAGCAGCACACUAUGAGGGAAGGUUGCUCGACUCCCUCAGAAGGCAGUUGGGAUAUUUCAAGCCAAACGCCACUGGAAACCAAUGGGCAGGAGGGCCGGAAUCAGAAACUCUACCACUGAGCCCCGACGAGGGCCCUCCUCACGCUGUUCACAGAAAAGGCAUUGUGGUGAUCGGAGCUACCCGGUGGGUUGACAACUACAAUGUCCCAAUAUUUUCUAAUGACAUGGUCACAGUUCAAAGAAUCGCAAGAAGAGUCAGCGGCAGAGGAGGCGGGCUCCAAUCUGUGCAAUCGGCAGCUCUCGCCCACGGUAAAGGCAUAAUUGAGGUGGCUUGCAAUUUGCUGGACACAAGUAAAGUUGGUGGCAAUGAAGUUCAAGUAGAAGUUGACCGUUUAGCCAGGAAAGAGGGGCUCGAUGUGGGAGUCGGGUAUUAUACUGACCUUUCACAGGAUAAAAUCAUCGAGUGUUACCUGAAGCAGCUUUCUUCUUGAUAGCAUUUCCAAGGUAAGCUAGGAUUAGAUGAAACUAUGCAUGCUGUUUCUGCAUUCUUGAUUCAAUUUUGGUGCCUGAUACACUGCAAUUUGCUUCAGGGCUCCUUAAAUACUAUUCCUAGUUCUGUAUAAACGAUCUCAUCUAUCCUGAAAGAUUAGUUUCAAGAUGACGGAUGAACUCCUUCAGAAUAUUAUUUUUAUCAGUAUCAUGUACUGAUAUCCUUCAUUUCUUUUAUACUAUAAUGUUAAUUAUAUUUAAAUUAUAAUAUUUGUUACUAAUUUGUAAAUAUUAGCUAAUUUAUUGUGUACAUAUACAUUAGUAUUUUAAAAUUUUAAUAUUUAUACAUUUUCUUUAUUAAGGGCUAAAGUGCUUAUUAUAUUUAUAUUUUUUUGUACAUAAUAUCUGAAAUCAGGGCUUUUAACUAUAUUGUUGAAUCAUACCUUCCAUAUAAAUUAGGGAAAAUAAAAUGAAUUAAUAUUAUAUUUAUUCUCUAAAAUAUAAACAUAAUAAUAAUAUAGGCAUAACAUUGUUUUAUUUUAUAAUCUUACUGAUUACAAUUAUAUUCUAAGUUGAAAAUUAUCCGGGUGGUCCAAAAAGAAUUCAUCCAAGCAAAGUAAAAUAAAUAAAACAAACAUAUGCCCGUUGAAGAAUAAAAAAUAAAAUAAAA
Messenger RNA from Andrographis paniculata, 2709 nucleotides. RefSeq lists its product as uncharacterized. The transcript has 3 exons. NCBI's taxonomy places the organism in Eukaryota, Viridiplantae, Streptophyta, Magnoliopsida, Lamiales, Acanthaceae. Gene Ontology annotation, molecular function: folic acid binding; transferase activity. The coding region runs from base 1148 to 2041 and encodes 297 amino acids. The record is from RefSeq and is a predicted model, not a curated record.